Messenger RNA from Caretta caretta (loggerhead turtle), 2100 nucleotides. It is a transcript of the gene YRDC, whose product is annotated as yrdC N6-threonylcarbamoyltransferase domain containing. NCBI's taxonomy places the organism in Eukaryota, Metazoa, Chordata, Testudines, Cheloniidae. Gene Ontology annotation, cellular component: cytoplasm. Gene Ontology annotation, biological process: regulation of translational fidelity. The record is from RefSeq and is a predicted model, not a curated record. Gene Ontology annotation, molecular function: nucleotidyltransferase activity; tRNA binding; double-stranded RNA binding.
AGGAGCGCGACCGGAAUGACGUCAUCGCGGCUCCUCCGCGCGGAAGCGGAAGCGGAAGCGGAAGUUCCUCCCAUGCUGAGCGCGCGCGGGCGGGGCGCGCUGGCCGGCUGGGCCCGCGCCGCUGAGGGGCCCCUGGGGGGCGCGGGGCCGGGAUGGGCCGCGGGGCUGCGGAGCCUUCGCCGCCCGCUGCCGCUCCCCGGGCCCGGGCGCCGCGCGGCGCAGAGCGACCCGCAGGGCUGGCGGGAGACCCUCCAGGCCACCGCAACUGUCCUGCGGGAGGGCGGCCUCGUGGCGCUCCCCACCGACACCGUCUACGGAGUAGCGUGUCUGGCCCAGAGCUCCCCGGCCAUCCAGAAGAUCUAUAACCUGAAAGGGCGACUUGGAGGCAAACCCCUGGCCAUCUGCCUGGGCGAGGUGGAGCAUAUUUACAGGUACUGUCAUGUCAAUGUGCCAGAAGAGCUGCUACGGGACCUGCUCCCAGGACCUGUGACCCUGGUAUUGCAGCGCUCAGAAGAACUCAAUAAAGACCUGAACCCUUUCACAUCGUUGGUUGGCAUUCGUAUUCCAAAUCACCCUUUCAUUAGGGAGGUGGCACAGGCUUGUUCAGGACCACUGGCUUUAACGAGCGCUAACAUCAGUACUCAGGCGAGCACACUGACCGUCUCGGAAUUCCAAGACCUUUGGCCUCAGUUAUCCCUGGUCAUUGAUGGAGGUGUAAUUGGAGAUAUCCAGAGUCCAGAGUGUCGUCUGGGGUCAACUGUGGUCGACUUGUCUGUAUCUGGGAAAUACACCAUUAUUCGGCCUGGCUGUGCACUGACACCGACAGUUGAAAUCCUGGGGAAGAAAUACGGCUUGACAUCAGAACCACCUUCUUUGUGAGAUACCAAACUCUGGAAGCUGUGCAGAGUCAGUAAAACUGGGCACCAUGUGCCUGUCUCUUCAGGAAGCCAGUGUCAAAGGUCUUAAUAAGGUCUUUAAUAAGGUCAAUGGUUGUAUCAGUCCUCAUGUCUCUCCUUGGGUCUUUUCAUCAUUUGUGUGUAAUGGCUAUUGGUCUGCUGUGCAUGUUUGUAAGAAACAAACCAAGUACUUCUGACCUCCUUGUGCAAGUGUAAUAUCCCUGAUUACCGUACAAGGGAUCUUUUGCCUUGUGCAAUGGGGUUUACUAGGAUUUGAAAUAAACGUCUAUUUGCGAUAUUUUGGGAAACUGCUGUUCUUGCAUGGGACAGAGGAUCGUGUUUUACUGAAAUACCUGUGUACAGCACUUGGGUUUGAUUCAGAUUUAGAGGCAACCAAUUGCUGUUUUGACUUAAACACACACCACAGUUUUUAAAUGUUUCUUCUGUUUUACUUAGAAAUAUCAGGAAUACAGUGUCUCCUCUUGCUUGGUUUUGCAGGAGUGAGCUUUGACCCCUUUAGUAGAGAGAAUCCUUCUUCCACCUGUCUGCUGAGUGUUUGGCUUAAAUUGUAGAGCACCUGAAAGGGAAAUGGCUUUUUAUUUUGGCUUAAUCUGUUUCUCAUGAUGCCAUAAUCUUACUGUUCUCCAGCAAAAAGUAGCAAGUCUAGACCUGAUAUUUCUAACGGCGCCAAGCAGGAGAAACUUUUCAGCUGCUCUUUAGUUGUCAAAAAAGUAUCCCUUUUGCAAGUCAUCUAAGGUUUACUUUUAGGUGAUGGUUGCUAAUCCUGAUACUAGACUAAAUUCUUCCGUUUGUUUUCCUUGUAAAAGGAGAAAGGACAGACCCUGAAGUGCAAUCUUUUGAGUCCCUCAUGAACUGUUCCCUUCAUCACCCAUGAAGUUGUUGCUUUCCCUACUUAGCUGACCUGCGGACUAGAAUCAGUCUGUAGUUUUUAUAGAUCUUAAUUCAGUGAGAUUAUUAGAACAAUAGGAGGAGGCCAAAAGGGUCUGAGCCAGUAUUUACUCUUCUGGGAACACUAAAAUGUAAUUAAUCUGUUCAUGGUGAUAUUUAUUAGUGUUUAAAAACUGGUGACCAAACUGUGUUUUUUGAAACACAGUUCUGUUAUAAAUGCUUAGAUUUAAGGUGUUUGGAUCUCUGCAAUGCCUCUUUGUGUUAGUGCCAUUAAAGUGUAAAUUUUGUACGUACA